Molecule: messenger RNA, 1187 nt
Organism: Gossypium arboreum
Lineage: Eukaryota; Viridiplantae; Streptophyta; Magnoliopsida; Malvales; Malvaceae
Product: deSI-like protein At4g17486
Exons: 3
Coding region: 313-978 (221 amino acids)
Biological process (GO): protein deubiquitination
Molecular function (GO): deubiquitinase activity
Source: RefSeq, a predicted model, not a curated record
AAUACAUCAAAAUUGAAAAAUAAUUAAGAAAGGAAGAAGAAGAAAAAGAAAAGGGCGGCACUAUCUGCCGCCGAUGCUGCCCAUCAUCAGAAGAUUCUUAUUCUCUACUUUACCACAUUUCAAAAUUUUUAAAACAUGUAAACCAUAUUAAAUUUAAAAAAUUAAAAAAAAAAACCCAAUUUGCUCUUUUUAUAAUAUGUUACCAUUCUUCUUCGUUAAACUAACGACUAUCAUUUUCAUUAGGGAAAAAAAAAAAAAAAAAGUCUCAGACUCAGUACUUGGAUUAAAAUUUUUUUUUCUGAGAACAAAAAAAUGUUGUGUCGUAAAAAUUCAAGCUGCGAGGAAACAGGAUCUGUACCAGUGUAUCUCAAUGUGUAUGAUCUAACACCAAUUAAUGGGUAUGCUUAUUGGUUUGGACUUGGGGUUUAUCAUUCUGGUGUUCAAGUCCAUGGGGUUGAAUAUGCGUUUGGAGCUCACGAGUAUCCAACAACAGGGAUAUUUGAGGCAGAACCAAAGCAAUGCGAUGGGUUCACUUUUAGGAAGUCGAUUUUGAUUGGGAAAACAGAGUUGGGGCCUGCAGAUGUGAGGGGAGUGAUGGAGGAUUUAGCUGAGGAAUACAAAGGAAAUGCGUACAAUUUAAUCACCAAAAAUUGCAACCAUUUCUGCAAUGAUGCUUGCAUCAGGUUGACUGGGAAUCCUAUCCCAAGCUGGGUUAAUCGCCUUGCUAGAAUCGGGUUCUUCUGCAACUGUGUUCUUCCGGUGACUUUAAAUGCAACCAAAGUGAGGCAUCACAGAAUUGAAGACAAAUCUAGUGAAGGAGAAAAGAAGAAAUUGACGAACGAAUCCAACAGAUUCACAUCAUCUUCAAAUUCUUCAUCGAAUUCAUCGCCAUCCAUCACUCAAAGCAGGGGUAGAAGCCGAAGCAGACGCUCACUUCCCCCUUCUUCACCAUUAGUUAUUGCUCCUCCGUCAUCUUGAUUCAUCAUCCUCAUUAUUUGAAACACUUUAAUUGAAUCAAAUGCUCAAAACAAAAAAAGCAAAGCAAAGCAAAGCAAAUCAUUUAAGUUUCUUUUUCUUUUUUCAUUUAAAAUUCUUGGUGCAUUUAUGAUUCUAACAUUGUCUUGGGAAAUUUUGCAGGCAUGAAAUCUGUACAUUUGUAAGUUAUCAAUUAAAUUUUUGGGCUAUGA